Molecule: messenger RNA, 2049 nt
Organism: Paramecium pentaurelia
Lineage: Eukaryota; Ciliophora; Oligohymenophorea; Peniculida; Parameciidae
Source: the annotation of a GenBank genome assembly
AUGAAUUUAAAAGAUGAAUAAUUUAAUGAAGAAAUCUGUGUGAAAAUAAAGACUUUAGAUAAUCAUAAUUUAGAUGUUCGAAUUAAAUAAAGCCAAACAGUGAGUGAUCUUAAAAAUUUAAUCGAAAUAGUAACUUGUCAUGUUUAGCCAAGGUCUCAACCAUUCCAUCUUCGAGAUAGAGAUUAUUAUUUAAGGGAAGGUAACUUAAUAAUGAGGAUACUUUGAUUUCUUUGAAUAUUGAGGAUUAAUGCGUUGUUCAUUUAGUUGCCAAUAUGCCUGAAUUUGAAUCAUCUCCUUUAAAUAGAGGGUUAUCAACUAGUUCAAUUGAUGAACAUGAUAAUAGAAAUAGUUGUAUUUAUAUAGUAAAUAUUCAGUUGAUGUAUAAGAGAAUAGAAGAAACUCUAGAAAAAAGGUUUUAUAGCAAAGGUUACAUGGAUUUUAAUAAUUGCCUACAAGGAAUUCAUUGUAAUAAAAUGUUAUGACAUUACAUAAUCUUUUAUAAUCAUUCAAUACAGUGGCUGAAGUUAUUGAGCAAGGCUAAAUAUUUGCUUAGAAAGACUUUGAACUAGGUUAAUGGAUCGACUUUAAGGAUUCCUUUGGAGAAUGGGUUGAAGGUUAUAUUGGUUAAAAAUAACAAAAUCAAGUUUUAAUUGUUCAAUAAAAUGGAGAAGAAUGGAUAGGAGUACCAUCUAAUAGAUUAGCAUUAUUCAGAUCUCAUACAAUACAAAAGACUUAUCACAUGUCUCCUAUAUUAAAUAAUCAUGAAUAACAAUAAUUAUGGACCUUUAGUGAACUACUUGGUUAAACAGCUAUGUUGUUAUCUAGAGCUGGAAAUAUGAUGUCUAGAUUGGCAGAUAGCGUAGAAGACAAAUCUAUUCCAUAAAAUAAAAAGGCCGAUAUGUCUAAUCUUAUAACUGGAAUGAUUGAAGAACAAAGAAGAAUACAGGAAGAAAAGGUUGAGAAAUAAGAUGAUGUUACAUCUCUUAAAUCUAUGAAAUCUAUGAAAUCAGAUAAGAUAUCUAUUGAUUAUGAAACAUCAUCAAUUAAAUCAAUGAAGUAACUAUUUGACUUAAAUUAGAUCUGAUAUCUCUAAAUUAACUACUUAUUUUAUUGGUCAUAAUCAUAAUACAAUGAUGGCUGAAAAUAUUGCAGAAGAAGAAGAGAACAGUAGUUAGGACAUGUCAGUUGAUAAUCAAAGAGAUGUGCCUAAUAUUUCCAAAGAAUUUAAGGAAAAUUAUGCUUAUUAUGAGACUUCUUUAUUGGCUGCCUAAUUAGCCCCUCUAUCUGAUCGACUAGGAAGAUUAUUGUAAUAUUUUUAUUUUUAUUUUAUCUAGAGUUGAUUUAUCCCCAUAUCUUGCCUUGAGUGGAUCCAAUAUUAAUAAGUAUCUUUAUGUUAUAUGAAGUAUCUUUCAAAAUCAUCCUAAUUCCAAUAUAUCCAAUUUAUCCAUAAUUACUAAUGAAGGCAGUUAAUAUUCAACAUAAGCUAAACAAUAUUAUUUUUAAGUGCCCAUAUUGUUAACACCUUUUGAAUUGCAUACAUAAUCAUAAUAAGGAACAUCAGCCAACAGAAUUGUAGGAGAUAAUGUAGAUAUCUUAAAUCACUUAAAUAAUAAUAAUAAUGGUAGUAAUCCUCGUUAAAAAAAAACAACAAAAAAAGAGGAAGAAGAGAAAUAACAGUUUGUUACAAUAUCUAAGCAUAAAUUAACUUAAUCAUAUCAUUUAUCAUAUUAAUAAUAGUAAUAACAAUAAUAAUAAUAAUAACAAUAAUAAUAAUAAUAGUAAUAAUAAUUCUAAUAAUAAUAAUAUUAAUAAUUUUAAUAAUAAUAAUAAUAACAAUAACAAUAAUAAUAACAAUAAUAUCAAUAAUAUCAAUAAUAAAUAAAGGAAUCAAAUUUUUAAGUUAUAGAAUAAGAUGAUACCUUAUAAUUAUAACAAUAUUAAUCAUUGAAGAAAGAAUCAACAGAUGGGUAAAUUAAAAAGAAAAAAAAAGGAAAAGAAGUAUCAUUUUCAGAAUAAAUUAAUCAACUGAAAAAAGAUAAAUAGUUUUGA